Molecule: messenger RNA, 1428 nt
Organism: Trichoderma aggressivum f. europaeum
Lineage: Eukaryota; Fungi; Ascomycota; Sordariomycetes; Hypocreales; Hypocreaceae
Exons: 3
Coding region: 1-1428 (475 amino acids)
Molecular function (GO): oxidoreductase activity, acting on paired donors, with incorporation or reduction of molecular oxygen; monooxygenase activity
Source: RefSeq, a predicted model, not a curated record
AUGGCGUCUAUAGUUAGCCAAACCAAUGGCGUCCCCAAAAGGAAGCUCAUUCUCAAUGCCUUCGUCGAGUCGUGCAGUGGCCAUCAAUCCCCUGGCCUUUGGAGACACCCUCAAGAUCGAUCAGCCAACUUUAACAACAUUCACCACUGGGUUGAGUUAGCUCAGCUACUAGAGAGUGCUCACUUUCAUGGCAUUUUUAUUGCUGAUGUUUUGGGUCCCUACGAUGUCUACAAAGGACCUCGUAAUCCGGAUCCCGCCAUCAUAUCUGGGGCCCAGUUGCCUGUGAACGAACCACUAGUUCUAGUUCCGGCAAUGGCCGCAGCUACCAAAAAUAUUGGCUUUGGUGUUACUAUUGCAACGACAUAUGAGCAGCCGUACCAUCUUGCUCGUCGCCUGAGCACAGUCGAUCACCUGUCUGGCGGCAGAGUUGGUUGGAACAUUGUGACUGGCUACCUUGACUCAGCUGCAAGAAACUUGGGUCUCACUGAGCAGCCGCCUCAUGAUGAGCGGUAUGCGAUUGCUGAUGAAUAUGUUGAUGCCAUUUACAAGCUAUGGCAGUCGUCAUGGAGAGAUGAUGCCGUCAAGCUCGAUAGCGAAAAAGGAAUCUACACAGAUCCUUCGCUCGUCAGGCCCAUCAACCACCAAGGUAAAUAUUUCACGGUGCCAGGGCCGCACGUCUGUCAGCCAUCGCCUCAGCGGACUCCCGUUAUCAUGCAAGCCGGGACUUCAAAGGCCGGUAAGGCAUUUUCAGCUAAAAAUGCAGAGGCAAUUUUUGUUGCUGGACACAGCCCCUCUGUCAUAGCCAAGAACAUUGCCGAUAUUAGAGCCGCGGCGCGCGAUGAGUACAACCGGGACCCCAGUACCAUCAAGUUCUUAGCCAUGCUUUGCCCCAUAAUUGGCAAGACUCAGGAAGAAGCUGAUGCUAAAUAUGCGGAUUAUAUCCAAUACGGCUCAGAAGACGGUGCUUUGGCCCUAUUUGGUGGCUGGACUGGCAUUGAUCUAGCGCAAUACGACGAUGAUCAAGAGCUCCGCCAUGUCGAGUCCAACGCCAUCCGAUCAGCCGUGGAAGCCUGGUCUAAGGCCUCACCUUCGGUUCCAAAAUGGACCAAGCGUGCUGUGGCAAAGCAUAUCCAAGUCGGCGGUCUGGGGGCCACUGUUAUUGGCACACCAGAAAAGGUAGCUGAUGAAAUGGAGAGGUGGGUCAGAGAAGCCGAUGUGGACGGCUUCAACAUCGCAUAUGCUCUUAUGCCCCAAACAUUCCAAGAUGUUAUCGACUUGCUUCUUCCAGUCUUGAAAGAGAGAGGGUUGUUCUGGGAUGGCUAUGCCGUUGAUGGUGGAACUUACCGUGAGAACCUGUAUGGAAAGAAAGGGUUGGCUAGGCCGCCAGCAGAUCAUCCAGCUUCCAAAUACCACUGGCGGGCGGAGUGA